Molecule: messenger RNA, 1965 nt
Organism: Danaus plexippus (monarch butterfly)
Lineage: Eukaryota; Metazoa; Arthropoda; Insecta; Lepidoptera; Nymphalidae
Product: knirps-related protein-like
Exons: 3
Coding region: 188-1294 (368 amino acids)
Biological process (GO): regulation of DNA-templated transcription
Molecular function (GO): zinc ion binding; sequence-specific DNA binding; DNA-binding transcription factor activity
Source: RefSeq, a predicted model, not a curated record
GCCGCAGGAACACGUGUUCAGAGAACACAUCUGUCGCUACAUCCGCCGGAAAUACGACAUGUAUGUUGGUCUGUAGAGAGUGAGAUGUUUGUAAUGGUCGGAGGAAAGUGACUGGCCCCGAAACUGUAGUGUUCAGGACUUGUGAAGUGCUUGGGAUUUAAAAGGCUGUGUCACCAAAGAUAACGAGAUGAAUCAGAAGUGCAAAGUCUGUGGAGAACCGGCUGCCGGCUUUCAUUUCGGAGCUUUCACCUGCGAGGGAUGCAAGUCAUUCUUCGGACGCUCCUACAAUAAUCUCAACUCCAUUACGGAAUGCAAAAACAACGGCGAGUGUGUUAUCAACAAGAAGAAUAGGACUGCAUGUAAAGCUUGCCGACUUCGAAAAUGUUUGAUGGUGGGCAUGUCAAAGUCUGGUUCCAGAUACGGAAGACGUUCCAAUUGGUUUAAGAUUCACUGUCUUCUUCAAGAACAACAGCAAGCAGCUCAAUCACAGUCACCCCCUAGAAUGCCACAAUCGCCGCACAUGGCGCCUCCCUUUCCACCUCAUCUGUUCCCUGGACUAGCGAGACCACGGUCAAAAGAAGAACUCGCUCUUUUGAGCCUCGAUGAUUACAAGAUGCCCUGCUCUGGAUCCCCAGAUUCCCACCGAAGCGGGUCCUCACCUAAAUUAGAUGAGAAAUCUAGGCUCACACAAUCCCGGCCGCCUGACAGACCUCUGACACCGCCCAGAGACGCUUUUCUCCAUCUUCCUCUAGCCAAUAUAUCCUUGCCACACUUCCCGCAUUCGCCGUUUCUACCACCACACCAUUUCAAUACAUUCCCUCCGAACCAUCCACUUUUAUUUCCACCUGGUUUCCAUCCGAUUUAUUCUAGACAUUUACUGGAUCAUGCGGCACUCAGACAGGCCGCUGAAAACAACAAUGAUGUCAGAAUCGACGAUAACAACACAGACUCGUCGAAGCGAUUCUUUUUGGACGAGAUCUUGAAGCAACAGAGAUCCAACCAGCCCGCACAAGAAGAUGUCAUAUCGGAGGCUGAGUUCGUGCCAACACCUCCGGCGGAAAGAAGGACGUCAGAAUCACCGUUACAGGAAAACCCGAUGGAUCUGUCGGUGAAAUCCGACGGUAGAUCGAGUUCAGCGAGACGAAGGUCCGAUGAUAGCGAGAUAAUCACCCCAGAUAAUGAUGACCCGGAGAGUGGCAGUGAUCGAGCAUCGGCCAGUGACGAAGAGGACAUGGCAUACUCUCAAAUAAAGAGGAUCAAACUCCAUCCUCUCGACCUGACGACUAAAGUCUGACGCGAAGUCUCGUCAUCACCACGUCAAAGGCCAGUAAAUCUAUGGUGAAUAGAUUAGGGAAGUGUUUGUUGAAUUGUUAUCGAUUGAAUAAAGAGUCUAUCCAAAUACGUAUGUUAAGUAAUUUCUAAAUGGUAAUGUUAUAUGUAGGUGAACCCCGGUCGAUGGUUGUACAAAUUGAGUGUAAAUACUAAAUUAUUCGUAUACUAAGUUAGUUUCGUUAGACGGUUUUAGUUCUGGAUGGAAAUGCUCCCCGCGGAAAAUAAUGUAAAAGCAUGAUAUGGUAUUAAAUAUAAUUUAUUUAAUUUUAGUAGAAUUUUGAUUGAAGUGUUGUUUGAUUGCAACUUAACUUCGGGUGCAUUGUGAAUUUUGUUUUUUAUUAUUCCUUAUCUAAUUUAAGUUACAUUUUAAAGACACUUCUCAUGUUACGUCAAACAUUCCUAUAAACGUGUGUAUGUUAUAUAUUUCUGCUAAUUGCUCAAUGUUGCAAUUUUUUGUUAUAUAUUUUUGCUGUCUUAUAUACUCAAUGUAGUGAAAUUUAGUCGCAAAUACAUACUCAGUGUUAUAUUUUAUGAGAAUCAUUUUGUACAUAUUGUUAUUUUAAGUAGCAUGUUCUUGAGAUUUAAAUGGAUGCAUUCACGGAAACGUACAAAAUAAAAUAAUCAAGCACUCGA